Aspergillus steynii IBT 23096 is the source of this 814-nucleotide messenger RNA. RefSeq names its product actin-related protein 2/3 complex subunit 4 family protein. The record is from RefSeq and is a predicted model, not a curated record. Gene Ontology annotation, molecular function: actin filament binding. Gene Ontology annotation, cellular component: Arp2/3 protein complex; actin cytoskeleton. NCBI's taxonomy places the organism in Eukaryota, Fungi, Ascomycota, Eurotiomycetes, Eurotiales, Aspergillaceae. Gene Ontology annotation, biological process: actin filament polymerization; Arp2/3 complex-mediated actin nucleation. Bases 88 to 597 code for a protein of 169 amino acids. The transcript has 5 exons.
CCUGAACGUUGGACCGAGUCGGAGCUGACAGCAUCACCAAUUCCCGGAGUUUCAGCACCAGUUCGCGGCUGACGUUGCAUCUUCACCAUGUCUCAAUCAUUGCGCCCUUAUCUUCAAUGUGUCCGGUCCUCCCUUACCGCCGCACUUACUGUCUCGAACUUCGCUUCCCAGACCUCCGAACGGCAUAACGUCCCCGAGAUCGAGGCCCAGACCUCCCCCGAACUCAUCCUCAACCCCCUUACAGUCUCGCGAAACGAGAACGAGAAGGUGUUCAUCGAGCCCAGUGUGAACAGUGUCCGCGUCAGCGUUCGGAUUAAGCAAGCAGACGAGAUCGAGCAUAUCUUGGUCCACAAGUUUACUCGGUUCUUGACACAACGUGCCGAGUCAUUUUUCAUUCUGCGAAGGAAGCCAGUGAAGGGAUACGACAUCUCGUUCCUGAUCACGAACUUCCAUACGGAACAACUGUUGAAGCACCAAUUAGUGGAGUUCAUAAUCCAGUUCUUGGAGGAGGUGGAUAAGGAGAUCUCGGAGAUGAAGCUAUUCUUGAAUGCCCGUGCUCGAUUCGUCGCUGAAUCGUUCUUGACACCCUUUGAUUAAGCCGUUUUGCUAUGUUACCCGUUCAGUCUACAAAUAUUACAUGAACUCUAUCAUCUUGUCAUCCAAUAGCCACUGUUGUAUAGGCGAUCUAGGCUGGUUCCAGAAUUAGUUCACGCUAUUGACUUGACACUGCCUUCCUUAGAGUCUCAAGACUAUAUCGAACUCGGCUCUAGUGAGAUUGUCCAUUGCACCUUUUCAAUCAAUACCAGCUUCCAGC